UACAUAAAUGGAAUUUCAAUAUUUUCAUGGAAAUAUAACUAAAGAAAAGUGUGAAGAAUUACUGAGCAAAGUGGGAAUAAAUGGAAGUUUUUUACUACGAGACAGUGAGAGCGUACCAGGAGCUCUUUGCCUGUGUGUUUUUUAUGAACAUCUUAUCUACACUUACCGAAUCUUCAGGAAAAGUAAUGGACAUUUUAUGAUGCAGACAUCUGAAGGUACUCCGAGAUACGUCUUCAGAACAUUAAAAGAUUUAAUUGACAACUACAAAAAGCCAAAUCAAGGCCUAGUAAUCCAUCUGUGCUACCCUGUAAAUCGUUGUCCGUACUAUCAAGAAACUCAGACUGUGUACGUCACUAAAAAGGAAGCAUAUGAGAAUCCUGAUGAUGCUGAAGAUUACAUUAACGUCUUGCCUGAUUAAUCUGUUCACUCCAUUCCAGUGGGGGCGUUCUAUGGAUCACACCCAUACAAACUCUUCUAUUCACUUGACUGGAUUCUGUGUUCAUUUGUACUUUGGAUGUGACAAAUUUAAUGCCAAUUUCUACUUGCUUGCUUGCUUGCCUCUGUGUAAAAGGCACAUUUUGUAAAAUGCAUACAUACUUGUAUUAUCUUUUCAUGUACUGGGUACAUAUAUGUGUCUCUGCAAAUGUUCACUUUAUGCCCCUGAUGAAGUGGAAAUCUGAAAAGCUUAUACCAGAAAAAUGUGAUAGCUUUUUCCAUAAUGCAGUACCUCAUUAUAUUUUCAUUUUAACAGUUUUCCUUUAUUAGCACUAUUUAACUUGCUAUAUUUGAGUCAUAAAUGCAAGGGUCUUUGAUGUUUAUAAAAUACUAAAUUGUUUGUAUUAUUCAAUAUCAUUGCUAUAAGUGACUCUUAAAAACACAAAAAUAUAUUUAAAUCUCAUGGAGUAUACGCUUUAAUGUAACAGAUUUGGUUAACAAAUGGCAUAAGCAUUCAGAAUAAUCACCAAUUAUUAUUUAAUAAGUAAGCCACAUGCUUAACUUAUCAUCAUGCUACAUCACGUCCAAGCAAGGGGCAAAGUUUGGAAAGAUCUGUCACCUUAAUAGCAUAUGCCCUCUCAGAAGACUUUGUAUUUACUAAAAUUGUAUUUUUAAAGAAGACUGUGUACUUCAGGGCUGAAUUGUUGGGUCUCUAGUCUUCUUUGAUUUUCUGUUUCUCCAUAUGUAUUUCUGCGUAACAGAAACCUGCACACUCUGUUCCUCCAUGCAAUGAUGUCACCUAGCCUGCAAAUGAAAUGUCUGCAGGAAGAAAAGAAAGCUCAGAGGACACCAAGAAGCCAACAAUUGUCUGAAUUGUAUAAUUUUAUUUGAGUGAAGUGUGUUGGUCACUAUAGAAGAACAGAUACAAGUACAUAUAGUUUUUUCCUGAUGGUGUUUUUACAACAGAAUUUUACAUUUUGAUCAAUAGUUGCAGGUAGCACGCAGAUGAAUUUAGGGACCUCUUAUAAAAUGUUUUCUUUUUGGUUUAUAUGUGAAAAAUAGAAUGCAUAAUAUCUAGAACUUUAAAUGGGUUACAGUUUAAAAGAGAAAAACAUCAUAAAAAUGUUUGAUUAAUUCCACCAAUUCAUUUUCUUGCUAAAAGCAAAGCCGAUAUAGAGUUUGGUCAUUUCCCCCGUUUCUUUAGUAAAAACAUUGGCAAGUUAUUAAUAUUAAAAAAUAUACUAGAAUGCAAAAAAGAGACAGAAAUUGUAAAAAUUGUAUACAUUCUUUUAACUUAAAUUACAUUGUUAAACUUGAUACAAUUGUAACUUUAAAAAAGGUUAUCCAAAUAACUAAGUGCAUCCUUACAUUACAUUUUUGAAAUAGAAGUAUAAUGGUCUCUAACUGAGUCUUAUAGAUGUCUAUAUUUUUUAUAUAAUUUCAGUGCCAGGCUUUUUUAGUUACCAUCUUCUUUUUUCUGCUAAUGGCUUUUACACUUUUAAAUUAUAAUGUACUCAAGUGUUUUUUUCAAUUCAUUUUAACCAUAAUUUAAUGUGCUAUAAUGUGAAUUGAAAUGGCUUGAUGAACUGUGAAGAAUACAUCUCUAUAAAAAUAAAUGAAGUAUUUUUCCAGAUAACAUGUUUGUUUGUGCAAUGAUUUUUCUUUAGAGAAAUGAAAUAGUUCAGG
Protobothrops mucrosquamatus (brown spotted pit viper) is the source of this 2121-nucleotide messenger RNA. RefSeq names its product SH2 domain-containing protein 1B. The record is from RefSeq and is a predicted model, not a curated record. Bases 8 to 418 code for a protein of 136 amino acids. The transcript is spliced from 4 exons. NCBI's taxonomy places the organism in Eukaryota, Metazoa, Chordata, Lepidosauria, Squamata, Viperidae.